This is a messenger RNA of Parnassius apollo (apollo), 1059 nucleotides long. NCBI's taxonomy places the organism in Eukaryota, Metazoa, Arthropoda, Insecta, Lepidoptera, Papilionidae. The record is from the annotation of a GenBank genome assembly.
AUGGGAGCGAGAUAUAAGAUCAUCGACACGCUUGGCGAGGGCACGUUCGGGAAGGUGGUCGAGGUGAAGGACUUGGAAAUGGAGCAUAGAAUGGCUCUGAAAAUAAUAAAAAAUGUUGAAAAAUACAGAGAGGCUGCAAAAUUAGAAAUUAAUGUAUUAGAAAAGUUGGCAGAAGUUGACCCAGACUGUAAACAUUUGUGUGUAAAAAUGUUGGACUGGUUUGAAUAUCACGGUCACAUGUGCAUCGCAUUUGAAAUGCUCGGACAAAGCGUAUUUGAUUUUUUGAAAGACAACAACUAUCAGCCAUACCCCUUGGAACAGGUGCGGCAUAUCUCCUACCAGUUGAUAUACAGUGUGCUGUUCCUGCACGAGAACAAACUCACCCACACAGAUCUCAAGCCAGAGAACAUAUUGUUUGUAGAUAGUGACUACGAGAUCGUCAGUGUAUAUACUAGUUCUAAGAAGACACAUGACUUGCUGCGUGUGAAACGCAGCGAUGUGAGGCUCAUCGACUUCGGCAGCGCCACGUUCGACCACGAGCACCACAGCACCAUCGUCUCCACCAGGCAUUACCGAGCGCCUGAAGUCAUAUUGGAACUAGGUUGGUCACAGCCAUGUGAUGUAUGGUCCAUUGGCUGCAUCAUGUUCGAGUUGCAUCUCGGCAUCACGUUGUUCCAGACACACGACAACCGCGAGCACCUCGCCAUGAUGGAGAGGAUCCUCGGUCCCAUUCCAUACAGAAUGGCAAGAAAGACAAGAACAAAAUAUUUCUACCAUGGCAAAUUAGACUGGGACGAAAAAUCGUCGGCUGGCAGAUAUGUUAGAGAAAAUUGCAAACCACUAUUGAGGUACAUGCAGAGCAACAGCGAGGAGCACCGGCAGCUGUUCGAGCUGAUCGCGCGCAUGCUGGAGUACGAGCCCUCGCAGCGCAUCACGCUGCGGGACGCGCUCGCGCACCCCUUCUUCAGCAAGCUGCCGCCGCACCACAGGCUCGGCAGUGACCGCGCGCGCUGCAACGGCGAGAGCUCGCGCGAGCGCUCACACUCGCUGAGCAGGUGA